Messenger RNA from Lepus europaeus (European hare), 1794 nucleotides. RefSeq names its product potassium voltage-gated channel subfamily A member 5 (gene KCNA5). Bases 1 to 1794 code for a protein of 597 amino acids. Gene Ontology annotation, molecular function: protein binding; delayed rectifier potassium channel activity. The record is from RefSeq and is a predicted model, not a curated record. NCBI's taxonomy places the organism in Eukaryota, Metazoa, Chordata, Mammalia, Lagomorpha, Leporidae. The transcript has a single exon. Gene Ontology annotation, cellular component: membrane; voltage-gated potassium channel complex. Gene Ontology annotation, biological process: protein homooligomerization; potassium ion transmembrane transport.
AUGGAGAUCGCCCUGGGGCCCCUGGAGAACGGCGGUGCCAUGACCAUCAGAGGAGGAGGUGAGGAGACGGCAGGAUGUAGCCAAGCAGCGCCGACGGCUGGGCUCGGCGAUGGCUCCCAAGAACCGGCACCGAGAGGGCGCGGCUGCAGCGCGCGGCGGGGCGCAGAGCCGGGGGAGCGGCCUCUGCCGCCGCAGCCCCCGGAGCUGCCGCAGCCUAGACGGUCGCCUCCGGAGGACGAGGAGGGAGAAGGCGACCCCGGCCUGGGCGUGGCGGAGGAGCAGGCGCUGGGCGCGGGGGCCCUUCACCACCAGCGCGUCCUCAUCAACAUCUCCGGGCUGCGCUUCGAGACGCAGCUGGGCACCCUGGCGCAGUUCCCCAACACGCUGCUGGGGGACCCCGCCAAGCGCCUGCGCUACUUCGACCCGCUGAGGAACGAGUACUUCUUCGACCGCAACCGGCCAAGCUUUGACGGCAUCCUGUACUACUACCAGUCCGGGGGCCGCCUGCGCCGGCCGGUCAACGUCUCCUUGGACGUGUUUGCGGACGAGAUCCGCUUCUACCAGCUGGGGGACGAGGCCAUGGAGCGCUUCCGGGAGGACGAGGGCUUCAUCAAAGACGAGGAGAAGCCCUUGCCCCGCAACGAGUUCCAGCGCCAGGUGUGGCUCAUCUUCGAGUACCCGGAGAGCUCCGGGUCAGCGCGCGCCAUCGCCAUCGUCUCGGUCUUGGUCAUCCUCAUCUCCAUCAUCACCUUCUGCUUGGAGACCCUGCCCGAGUUCAAGGACGAACGCGAGCUGCUCCGCCACCCCCCGGUGCCCCACCAGCCUCCGGCUCCUGCCCUGGGAGCUAACGGCAGCGGGGCCGUGGCACCUGCCUCUGGCUCCACGGUGGCUCCGCUCCUGCCCAGGACCCUGGCCGACCCCUUCUUCAUUGUGGAGACCACGUGCGUGAUCUGGUUCACCUUCGAGCUGCUCGUGCGCUUCUUCGCCUGCCCCAGCAAGGCCGAGUUCUCUCGCAACAUCAUGAACAUCAUCGACAUCGUGGCCAUCUUCCCCUACUUCAUCACCCUGGGCACGGAGCUGGCAGAGCAGCAGCCCGGGGGCGGAGGAGGCGGGCAGAACGGCCAGCAGGCCAUGUCGCUGGCCAUCCUCAGAGUGAUCCGCCUGGUGCGCGUGUUCCGCAUCUUCAAGCUCUCCCGCCACUCCAAGGGGUUGCAGAUCCUGGGCAAGACCCUGCAGGCCUCCAUGAGGGAGCUGGGGCUGCUCAUCUUCUUCCUCUUCAUCGGAGUCAUCCUCUUCUCCAGCGCCGUCUACUUCGCAGAGGCUGACAACCAGGGGACCCACUUCUCCAGCAUCCCUGAUGCCUUCUGGUGGGCGGUGGUCACCAUGACCACGGUGGGCUACGGGGACAUGAGGCCCAUCACAGUGGGGGGCAAGAUCGUGGGCUCCCUGUGCGCCAUCGCCGGGGUCCUCACCAUCGCCCUGCCCGUGCCUGUCAUCGUCUCCAACUUCAACUACUUCUACCACCGGGAGACGGACCACGAGGAGCAGGCAGCCCUGAAGGAAGAGCCAGGCAGCCAGAGCCGGGGCACCUCCUUGGAUGCAGGAGUCCAGCGCAAGGCCAGCUGGAGCAAGGCUUCCCUCUGCAAAGCUGGGGGGUCUCUGGAGACUGCAGACAGUGUCCGCAGGGGCAGCUGCCUCCUAGAGAAAUACAACCUCAAGGCCAAGAGCAAUGUGGACCUGCGGAGGUCCCUGUAUGCCCUCUGCCUGGACACCAGCCGGGAAACCGAUUUGUGA